GUGUCACGUUAUAGAGUAACAGUGCUAUGGCAAAGCAGGGCUGUGUGGUUAACAGAAAGAGCUCAGUGCUGGGAGACACAAGACCUGAUUUUUUCAGCUCUGCCGCUAACUAGUUAUGUGAUGCUGGGAAAUAGUGGCUUGGAAAUGGACAUGCUCAAGGACCUUGAGUCCCUGCAGUUUGAGUAUGGGGUUCCAGAGGAAGAUCGUAUCUGGCUGUAUUUGCAGGGCCGUUCUCGGGGACUGAUGAUCGAGGCUUGUGCCCAUGCAACCUUCUUCUGCAAACUGUUAUAUAAUUUGAGAGCAUCAUUAAAUGAGAAUCAAAAUUCCAGACAACUCUCAAUUGUAUCACUCAAUGCAGCCACUACUGAAGAGUUAAAGGUGGGCAUCAUUGGAGGAGGCCACCUUGGGAAGCAGCUGGCUCACACACUGUUGCAGCUCGUCCCCAUCCCUGCUGAAUGUCUGCGGAUCUCCACUCGGAGGCCAGAGACUCUGGGUGAGCUCCAGAAGCUGAAAAUCAAGUGCUUUUACCAAAAUGCUAAUCUGGUGAGUUGGGCCGACGUGAUAUUCCUCUGCUGCUUGCCAUCUCAGCUGCCUAGUAUCUGCUUAGAAAUUCAAACCAGCCUUUCAAAGACCAGCAUUGUGUACAGCUUUGUAGCUGCCAUCCCACUACCCAGGUUGAAACUACUGCUGAGCCACACCAAUAUCUUGCGGCCUCAGUAUCGGUUUGGGGAAGAUUCUGUCAACAUCUGGGGGGCCAAUAAGGAAAUCGUCGCUGCUCUCCAAGAUCCUACCAUUCUUCAAGCUACCUGUCCAUACAGUCCUGCUGGGGGAAUAAUCCUCAAUAUCAAGUGGUUGGAGGGAGUGUUCUAUGCAGUCCUAAACAUAUGCACGGCAAGAAACAUGGCCCACUCCCAAGUGCUGCAGCUUCUGAGUGACCUCUUUCUCUCCAUGCACUUUGAAGACUGUGGGAAAGACGCAGCAUCUUGCCCAAAGUUUCAGUUAACAGAUUUUGUCAGCAAAGCCUAUGGCAAGAACUUGUCUCAGGAAAGCUUCCAACCUGGCAACCACUAAUGUGUUCUUCAUUCCUAUAAUUUUGUCAUUUCGAGAAUGUUAUAUAAAUGGAUUCAUAUGUAUGUGACCUUUUGGGGCUGCCUUUUUUCAUUCAGCGUAAGUCUCUGGAGAUUCAUCCAAGUUGUUGUGUGUAUGAAUAGUUGGCAUUUAUUGCUGAAUAGUAUUCCACAGCAUGGCUGUAUCACAAUUUGUUUAACCAUUCAUCUGUUGAAGGACAUCUGGGUUUUUGGCUAUUAGGAAUAAGGGUGUUAUGAAUAUUCAUGUAUAGGCUUUUAUGGGAACAUAAGUGUUCACUUACCUGGAAUGAAUGCCCAGGAGUGUAAGUAUUGUCAUUUGGUAGUUGCAUAUUUAUUUUUUUAAGAGACUGCCAAAAUGUUUUUCACAGUAGUACCAUUUUAUAUUAUCACUAGCAAUGUAUGAUCCAGUUUCUCUGCAUCCUCAUCAGCAACUGGUGUUGUCAAGAAUUUUUAUUUUAUGAUUCUAUAGAUCAAUUUUUGGAAGACUGACAUCUUAAUUUUGUUGAGUUUCCCCAUUCAUUAAUAUAGUAUGUCUCUCUAUCUAAAUAUUCUUUGAUUUCAUCAGCAUUUUAUAGUUUCCAUUAUGCAAGUCUUGUAUACAUGUUUUACUGGAUUUACAUCUAAGUAUGUCAUUUUUUGGAGGGAUAAACGAAAUAGCAUUUUAAGUUUUGGUGUCCACAUGUUUAUCACUAUUAUACGUAAACACAAUUGGUAUUUGUAUGUUAAUUUUGUAUCCUACAACCUUGCUAAUUUCAUUAGUUCUAGGAGGUUUUAAAAAUAGAUUCCUUGGGCUGGGUGCAGUGGCUCAUGCCUGUAAUCCCAGCACUUUGCGAGGCUGAGGUGGGCGGAUCACGAGUUCAGGAGAUUGAGAGCAUCCUGGCUAACACGGUGAAACCCCAUCUCCACUAAAAGUACAAAAAAUUAGCUGGGCAUGGUGGCAGGUGCCUGUAAUCCCAGCUACUUGGGAGGCUGAGGCUGGAGAAUUGCUUGAAGUUGGGAGGCAGAGGUUGCAGUGAGUCGAGAUCAUGCCACUGCACUCCAGCCUAGGCAACAGAGCGAGACUAUGUCUCAAAAAAAAAAAAAAAGAUUCAUUGGAGUUUUCUACAUAGAUAAUGAUGUCAUAUAUAAAUAGGCAAUUUCAUUUCUUCCUUUCCAACCUUCAUGCCUUUUAAUUUCCUUUUCUUGCCUUAUGGCACAGCCUAGAACUUCUAGUACUAUGUUUUAUAAGACUGGUGAGAGCAGAUAUUUUGCCUUAGCCUUACUCCUGAUUUUUUUGUUUUUGUUUUUGUUUUGAGAUGGAGUUUCACUCUUGUUGCCCAGACUAGAGUGCAAUGGCACGAUCUCGGCUCACUGCAGCCUGGUUCAUAUGAUUCUCCUGGGUUCAAGUGAUUCUCCUGCCUCAGCCUCCCGAGUAGCUGAGAUUACAGGCAUGAGCCACCACGCCCAGCUAAUUUUUUCUAUUUUUAGUAGAGAUGGGGUUUCACCAAAUUGGCCAGGCUGGUCUGACCUUGUGAUCCACCCACCUCGGCCUCCAAAAGUGCUGGGAUUACAGGUGUGAGCCACCGGCCCGGCCUUGAUUUUUUUUUUUUUUAUUGCAUUUUAAGUUUUGGGGUACAUGUGCAGAACAUGCAAGAUAGUUGCAUAGGUACACACAUGGCAGUGUGUUUUGCUGCCGUCUUCACCUUCACCCACAUUUGGCAUUUCUCCCCAAGCUAUCCCCCACCGCCGCUGUCCCUCCACUAUACCCCCAGUAGACCCCAGCGUGUAGUACUCCCUUCCUUGUGUCCAUGUGUUCUCAUUUUUCAUCACCCGCCUAUGAGUGAGAAUAUGCGGUAUUUCAUUUUCUGUUCUUGUGUCAGUUUGCUGAGAAUGAUGUUCUCCAGAUUCAUCCAUGUCCCUACAAAGGACACAAACUCAUCCUUUUUGAUUGCUGCAUAAUAUUCCAUGGUGUAUAUGUGCCACAUUUUCCCAAUCCAGUUUAUCAUGGAUGGGCAUUUGGGUUGGUUCCAGGUCUUUGCUAUUGUAAACAGUGCUGCAGUGAACAUUCGUGUGCAUGUGUCCUUAUAGUAGAAUGAUUUAUAGUCCUUUGGAUAUAUACCCAGUAAUGGGAUUGCUGGGUCAAAUGGAAUUUCUAUUUCUAAGGCCUUGAGGAAUCGCCACACUGUCUUCCACAAUGGUUGAACUAAUUUACACUCCCACCAACAGUGUAAAAGUGUUCCUAUUCCUCCACAUCCUCUCCAGCAUCUGUUGUCUCCAGAUUUUUUAAUGAUCGCCAUUCUAACUGGAGUGAGAUGGUAUCUCAAUGUGGUUUUGAUUUGCAUCUCUCUAAUGACCAGUGAUGAUGAGCAUUUUUUCAUAUACUUGUUGGCCUCAUGUAUGUCUUCUUUUGUAAAGUGUCUGUUCAUAUCCUUUGCCCAUUUUUGAAUGGGCUUGUUUGUUUUUUUCCUGUAAAUUUGUUUGAGUUCUUUGUAAAUUCUGGAUAUCAGCCCUUUGUCAGAUGGGUAAACUGCAAACAUUUUUUUUCCCAUUCUGUUGGUUGUUGAUUCACUCUAGUGACUGUUUCUUUUGCCGUGCAGAAGCUGUGGAGUUUGAUCAGGUCCCAUUUGUCUAUUUUGGCUUUAGUUGCCAAUGCUUUUGGUGUUUUGGUCAUGAAGUCCUUGCCUACUCCUAUGUCCUGAAUGGUUUUGCCUAGAUUUUCUUCUAGCGUUUUUAUGGUGCCAGGUCUUAUGUUUAAGUCUUUAAUCCAUCUGGAGUUAAUUUUAGUGUAAGGUGUCAGGAAGGGGUCCAGUUUCUGCUUUCUGCACAUGGCUAGCCAGAUUUCCCAACACCAUUUAUUAAACAGGGAGUCCUUUCCCCAU
This is a messenger RNA of Callithrix jacchus (white-tufted-ear marmoset), 3946 nucleotides long. The record is from RefSeq and is a predicted model, not a curated record. NCBI's taxonomy places the organism in Eukaryota, Metazoa, Chordata, Mammalia, Primates, Cebidae.